Molecule: messenger RNA, 2711 nt
Organism: Camelina sativa (false flax)
Lineage: Eukaryota; Viridiplantae; Streptophyta; Magnoliopsida; Brassicales; Brassicaceae
Product: F-box protein At5g51380-like
Biological process (GO): SCF-dependent proteasomal ubiquitin-dependent protein catabolic process
Cellular component (GO): SCF ubiquitin ligase complex
Molecular function (GO): protein binding
Source: RefSeq, a predicted model, not a curated record
AAAAAAUUGGGUUUUUUUUUUCUUUCUCUCUCGACUUCUCAAUUUCGAUGGAUCAUCUCCACCGCCUGUACAACCGUCGACGAUUUGUGUAUUUGCAGGAGUUAAAGUGAAGCCAUGAAAGUUUUUCACUCUCAAACAUGAAUUAGAAGAGUUCACCUUUCCAGGUUAAAAAAGUGAGGUGGACCAAAAAUACCACACAAUUUGAGUAGAGAUGUGCACAACAUGACAACACCAUCUUUGUCUCUUCUUUAGUCAAAGUCAACUCAAAUCCCACCGUGAUUCCCAUUACCCCCAAUUUUUUAAUUUAGUUUUCACUCCCCAAAAAAUAAAUAAACUUUCAAAACUCUCUCUCUCUCUCUCUUUCUCCCAAAACAUCUCUUUCAUUGUAUCCGUUAGAACAGUUCGUAACCCGCCGCUAAAUCAAAACUCAGAGGCCAGAGUCAGAGAUAGAUCCAAUCCAACGUGAAGUUGAAAAACGAUGUCGUUUAGGGAGAAGAUUCCGACGAGUCCUAAAUCGCCUCUGAGAAGAAGACGCUCGAGCUGGACCGGUCCAUGGCUAAACCAUCAGACGACGUCGUUCAAGCAAGCAGUCUCCGCCGUGAUUCAAGCCCAGUCACCGAGAUCCAGGUUCAAAUCCUCUGCUUCUGAAUUCUCCGACGUCGAUCGAACACUUUCCUUGUCAGAUUCCAUCAUCCUCAGGAUCCUCGAGAAGCUUCCUGAGUCUCAGAGCGAAGAUGUCUCGCUCGUGUGUAAACGGUGGUUGUAUCUUCAGGGACGGCGUUUAAAGACUAUGAAAGUUUCAAAUUGGGAUUUUCUCAUGUCUGGGAGGCUUACCUCGAGGUUUCCUAAGCUUACGAGUGUUGAUUUGGUUAACGCGUGUUUGAAUCCCUCGAGGAAUUCAGGGAUUUUGCUUUGUCACAAGUCGAUUUCGUUUCCUGUAUCUACUGAUUCGUUAUCUAAUUGGGAUUUUGUUGAGGAGAAUUUGUUGGAUUGUGAAAUGGUUGAUAGAGGGGUUAGGGUAUUAGGAAGAGGGAGCUGUGAUUUGCUUAAGCUUGUUGUGAUUAAUGCUACUGAAAUGGGAUUAUUGAGUUUAGCUGAGGAUUGUUCGGAUUUGCAGGAGUUAGAGUUGCAUAAGUGUAGUGAUAAUCUCUUGCGUGGUAUUGCUGCUUGUGAGAAUCUGAGAGCGUUGAGAUUGGUUGGGAUUGUAGAUGGAUUGUAUAGUUCGUCGGUUUCUGAUAUAGGUUUGACGAUUUUAGCACAAGGGUGUAAGAGGUUGGUGAAGCUGGAGCUUAGUGGUUGUGAAGGUAGCUUGGAUGGGGUUAAAGCGAUUGGGCAAUGUUGUGAAGUGCUUGAGGAAUUGAGUAUUUGUGACCAUAGAAUGGAUGAUGGUUGGAUAGCUGCGCUUUCGUAUUUCGAGAGUUUGAAGAGGUUGAGGAUUUCGUCUUGUAGAAAGAUAGAUUCUAGUCCUGGACCGGAGAAGUUGUUGGGAUCUUGUCCAGCUCUGGAGAGUUUGCAACUCACAAGGUGUUGUUUGAAUGAUAAGGAAGGGAUGAGAGCCUUGUUUAAGGUGUGUAAUGGAGUAACGAAGGUUAAUAUUCAGGAUUGUUGGGGAUUGGAUGAUGAUUCUUUCAGCUUGGCUAAAUCUUUCAGGAGGGUGAGGUUUCUUUCUUUGGAAGGAUGCUCAGUCCUAACAACAAGCGGUUUAGAGUCAGUAAUUCUACACUGGGAAGAACUUGAGAGCAUGAGAGUAGUGUCAUGCAAGAACAUAAAAGACAGCGAAAUAUCAGCCGCACUCUCGUCUUUGUUCUCCCUACUCAAAGAACUAACGUGGAGACCAGACACAAGGUCUCAUCUCUCAUCUAGCCUCGAAGGUGCCGGUAUCGGAAAGAGAGGCAGCAAAUUCUUCAAGAAGAGAUGAUGCUAUGUAAUGUAAGUUCUCGCAUCUCAUGUACCCUGAAAACUCUUUGAUAUAAAUCUUGGGGCAUCAAUCAUUAUUACUCUGUUGUAAAAUCUUAUGUAUUGCAAUGUUCUGUUGUUAUGUAUAAUAAAACUCAUUGUUGUCCAUAGUAUCAAUUUCAAUUUUAUAUAAUGACAUGGAAAAAAAAAAGAUUCAAGAAACAUUCUUUUUACAAGGUGGAAAAAAAUUGUUUUUAGGUUCUUCGAUCUCUAGAGAAAAAAAGUUUGAGAAAGUCAAAACAUUCAAAACAAAAGAACCUUGUUCGAGUUCGUCUCAGAUCUUGUAUAGUUUUCAUAGCUUCGUUGCUUCUGUAAGCUCGCAUGACCAUGUCCUGUUCCACUUCCUCUUCUCUAAACAAUAAAUCCGCCACGUCAUCUUCUCCGUAGAAGACAUCUCUCCUUCCUGCUUCAACUAAACUCUUCCGUUUACGUAACCCUUCAACACUCGCCUGAAAACAUGGCAGCGAUGCAGAAACACGUCUUUCCGCCGCCGGAGUUGACAUAGGUAAGUCAGAAUCUUUUCCGAUCAUCUUCUCCUUCUGAUUGAUGUGGUCCUUUGUAAUAUCCUAAAGAGAAUAAACGUAGGGCAGAGACUUGCGUACCUAAUUUCGUAGUUAUCGUUACUUAUAAGAAAAAAAGUUUUGUUAUUUUAAUAAGACUAGGUAUUUCUUUUAUAAAAAUAUAAAACGUGUUACGAUCUUUUAAAGAUUCUUUAAUGUUUUUCAUAUUUAUCCAAAAGAAAGAUAAAUUUAGCA